AAAAUAUUAAUCUUUUUUAUAUUUAAAAAAAGUAAAAAGAAACUUAGACUUAUAAUUAAUUAUAAAAGAUUUAACGAAAUUAUUAAAAAAAAUUAUUAUUUAUUAUUUUUUAUUUUAGAACUUAAGGAAAUAUUAUAUAAAGCUUAA
Colletotrichum orchidophilum is the source of this 147-nucleotide messenger RNA. RefSeq lists its product as uncharacterized. NCBI's taxonomy places the organism in Eukaryota, Fungi, Ascomycota, Sordariomycetes, Glomerellales, Glomerellaceae. The record is from RefSeq and is a predicted model, not a curated record. The transcript has a single exon. The annotation marks the transcript as partial.